AGGAGGCCGGACGGGGCGGGGCGGGGCGGGCGAUGUUUGCGGCCGGCCCCGGGGUGGGGAGUUGCGCGCCGGUCCCUGGGCCUGGGCUCCGGCGCCUGCGAUGUCUCAAGAUGGCGGAGCUGGGCGAGUUAAAGCACAUGGUGAUGAGUUUCCGGGUGUCCGAGCUCCAGGUGCUUCUGGGCUUUGCCGGCAGGAACAAGAGUGGGAGAAAGCACGAGCUGUUGACCAAGGCCCUACAGCUUCUCAAGUCUGGCUGCGGCCCCAGUGUCCAGAUGAAGAUCAAAGAACUCUACCGCAGGCGUUUCCCCAGAAAGGCCCUUGUCCCUUCUGAGCUGUCGCUGCUUUCUUUGCCCCCAGGAGCUCCCCCGAUUGUCCCUCCUGGCCCACUGACUCCUGCCCCCUCCACCCUCUUGCCUUCAGGACCCCUCUUGGGGGGGCCUAAACGGGAGGCUGAUGUACACCCUUCUCUGCCCCAGCCGGUCCACCCUGAUGUCACGAUGAGGCCACUGCCCUUCUAUGAUGUAUAUGGGGAACUUAUCCGACCCACCACCCUUGCAUCCACCAACAGCCAGAGGUUUGAGGAGGCUCAUUUCACCUUUGCACUGACACCACAGCAGGUGCAGCAGAUCCUCUCAUCCAGGGAUGUCCUGCCUGGUGCCAAGUGUGAUUAUACAGUACAGGUCCAACUGAGGUUCUGUCUCUGUGAGACCAGCUGCCCCCAGGAAGAUUAUUUUCCUCCCAACCUCUUUGUCAAAGUUAAUGGGAAACUGUGUCCCCUGCCGGGUUAUCUUCCCCCAACCAAGAAUGGGGCUGAACCAAAAAGGCCCAGCCGACCCAUCAACAUCACAUCCUUAGUUCGACUUUCAGCCACGGUUCCCAAUACUAUUGUGGUCAAUUGGUCAUCUGAGUUUGGACGUAAUUACUCACUGUCAGUGUACCUAGUGAGGCAGCUGACCUCCGUGACGCUCCUGCAAAAACUGAGAGCAAAGGGCAUCCGGAAUCCGGAUCACUCUCGGGCACUGAUUAAGGAGAAACUGACAGCUGACCCUGACAGUGAAGUGGCCACCACAAGUCUUCGUGUGUCACUGAUGUGCCCGCUAGGGAAGAUGCGUUUGGCCGUCCCGUGCCGGGCCCUCACCUGUGCCCACCUACAGAGCUUCGAUGCUGCCCUCUACCUGCAGAUGAAUGAGAAGAAGCCAACGUGGACUUGCCCUGUGUGUGACAAGAAGGCUCCCUAUGAAUCUCUUGUCAUAGAUGGAUUAUUUAUGGAGAUUCUGAAUUCCUGCACUGACUGUGAUGAGAUCCAGUUCAUGGAAGAUGGAUCCUGGUGUCCAAUGAGGCCCAAAAAGGAGACACCAGAGGUUUGCCCUACAUCAGGCUAUGGGUUAGAUGGUCCCUCCUUUGGCCCUGGUCCUGAGGGCAAGCCUCCUGAGUCCAAGAAGAAGAUCGAGGUCAUCGACUUAACCCUUGACAGCUCUUCAGAUGAAGAAGACCUGCCCCCUCCCAAGAAGCACUGUCCUGUCACCUCCGCCACCAUCCCUGCCCCACCUGGAGGCAAAGGUUUCCUCUCUCCUUACAGAGUACUGGCUACCAAUCACCAGCCCUCAUCUGUACUCCGAAGCCCAGCUAUUGGUACCCUGGGUAGUGACUUCUUGUCUAGCCUCCCUCUUCCUGAAUAUCCACCAGCCUUUUCUUUGGGGGCUGAUCUCCAGGGUUUGGACUUAUUUACUUUCUUUCAGAAUGAAAGUCAGCACUACAGUCCCUCGGUCAUCACCUCAAUAGAUGAACAGGAUACCCUUGGCCAUUUCUUCCAGUACCGGGGCACCCCUUCCCACUUCCUGGGUCCGCUGGCCCCAGUGUUGGGGAGCUCUCACAGAGGCUCCCCUCCAGCACCCCCUUCUGGCCGAGUCAGCAGCAUCGUGGCCCCUGGGGGAACCCUGAGGGAUGGACAUGGGGGACCCCUCCCUCCAGGUUCUUCCCUGACUGGCUGUCGGCCAGACAUUAUCUCCCUGGACUGAAACUCUAGGAUUCUGGACCUCCUCACCCACCUCCAGCACUGAGUGGGGACAGCAGGGGAGCCCUGUCCCUCAGCCCCAUCAACUCAUCCCCUUGGGGCUCUAGCCAAAGGCUACAAAACAGACACUCAUGGACUUGUCUCCUGGCUCCCUCUCUGCCUGGCAGGGCCAGCAUCCAAAGGGUUAAUAUUUAACCUCUUUAAAAGGACAUUUUGGAUUUAUUUUUGGAAAUGCUCUUCAUAUGGAGGCAUGUAAGCCAAGAAGGGAAGGGAGCUAUAAGAUCAUGCCUAAGUUUUGAGCCUGGAUGGUUUUCCAUUCAUUUCUUCCUUUCUCUACCACCCAGUGUGACUCCGAGCUAGUAGACCUGAAACAGCUGGGGUAUGAGGGGCAGGGAGAGUGGGUAGAUGGAUGGACAGGAGAUCUUGAUCAGCCCCCCCCUUAGUACACCUGAUAUUUCUUCUAUGUCCAUUCAUUCUCCUUCUAUAUAUGGGACAGACAGACAGAUGGAGAGAUAAAGACACGGCCUGAAGUCUCUAUUUUCAGUUGCAGCUUUUUGUACAUAAAUGAGAAAAACCAAAAAACUCCAAAGAUGACCCCUACUCCUUUCCCAGUCUGACUGAGGAUGAGAUGAGGCGAUCUCCCUCCUCUGCUUCUCUAAGGUUUGGGAUGGGAGGGGAGGUAGGGUUUUGUCCUGUUGCCUGGUUCUCUAUUUAUAUAUAUAAGUAUAUAUUUAAGUUGACAACACUUCCCCAAGGCUUCCCUAUCCUGGGGUCCGAGGUUCCAGUGGGACCCAUAGUCUUCAGCUAUGGCCACAGAACUCAUUCUGCACCUUUGGGGGUGGACAUUUAGUCCUCCCCCCCCCCCAAUUCCCCUUUCCCUCUUUUAUGACCUUUGUUUUAAUUUAAUUUCCUAUUUCCAAAGUUGUAGCAAUGUUCUCACCGACAAUAAAGGUUGUGAAUCCUAUGUAUGUCCAUAGGGAAAUGCA
Monodelphis domestica (gray short-tailed opossum) is the source of this 3000-nucleotide messenger RNA. RefSeq names its product protein inhibitor of activated STAT 3 (gene PIAS3). Gene Ontology annotation, cellular component: chromatin. Gene Ontology annotation, molecular function: SUMO ligase activity; transcription coregulator activity; zinc ion binding. The record is from RefSeq and is a predicted model, not a curated record. Gene Ontology annotation, biological process: regulation of transcription by RNA polymerase II; protein sumoylation. Lineage: Eukaryota; Metazoa; Chordata; Mammalia; Didelphimorphia; Didelphidae.